Molecule: messenger RNA, 519 nt
Organism: Closterium sp. Naga37s-1
Lineage: Eukaryota; Viridiplantae; Streptophyta; Zygnematophyceae; Desmidiales; Closteriaceae
Source: the annotation of a GenBank genome assembly
AUGGCAGGACUGCGAGUGUUCACGGUCUGCAUUACUACUACGAUCUGCCCUCCCUCAGGUAAGACCGUCCCUCAAGUAACACCUCUCCAGCGUCCCCAACCCCCUCUCUACUCGUUUACCCCCUUGAAUGGGUUCCUGCAAGGCAUGAGGGAGUGGCGGCGCAAGCAGGGGCAGAGGGGAGAGGAGGCAACUGGAAGGCGGUUGAGGGGUGUAUCUGCAGGGGAGGGUGUAUCUCAAGGGGAUGGUGUAUCUGCGGGGGAGGGUGUAUCUGCGGGGGAGGAUGUAUCUGCGGGGGAGGGUGUAUCUGCGGGGGAGAGUGUAUCUGCGGGGGAGAGUGUGCCAGUUGCAGCUCUUUUUUCCCGUGUGGUUCAAGCAGACACAAGGACUAGGGAGCAGGCCAUAGCACAGGACAGCAGCACCCCGCUCAUCAUUCCAUGUAGCGCAAGCACCCUCAAUAGCCACCUCUCCCCAACUCUCCCCGCCCCCAAUCCCCUCCCUCCCUACAUCUGCAGGCCAUAG